Encephalitozoon intestinalis ATCC 50506 is the source of this 1938-nucleotide messenger RNA. RefSeq lists its product as uncharacterized. The transcript has a single exon. The record is from RefSeq and is a predicted model, not a curated record. Lineage: Eukaryota; Fungi; Microsporidia; Unikaryonidae. Bases 1 to 1938 code for a protein of 645 amino acids.
AUGGACAGGACAAAAGGAAUUCUGAAGGUGGAAAACGUGGAAAUUACAAUGGAGGGGCAGGUAAUAUGUAGGAACCAAAAAAUAGAAGCUGUGGGUGUUUAUGGGAUUUCUGGACUUUACAAUGCCCUUCGAGAUGCUCUGAUGGCUUCACUGACUAUUCCUGUCAUUUCUGACACUAGUCUAAGGUUUUAUGGGAACAUUUCCUUCGAUGGUAGUCCUAUAAGCUACAAGGAACUUCGGAAGAUGAUGAACCUGUUUACCAUGUUUUAUUCUUGCGAGAGUGUCCAAAGUUCACUUGAAUUUGUAAAUUUUUCUAAGGUUAAGGAUGUGAUGAGUGCUUUUGAAUUGGAAGCUAUAAAUAGUUGUGAGCUCUCAAAGUUAGGGAUUUCGGAGUCUAGAAGAUGGGAAGCAGCGGUCAAUGUUGCUUCGGGGUCGAAGGUGGUUGUUCUUCGAAAUUUCCAUUCUCCUUACAAGAAUGUAAGAAAGUAUCUGUCGUUUCUUGUUGAACAUGCAAGAAACAACGGGUCUGUAAUCUUUGUGGAGGAUGACUUUCCCUUGGAACACGGUCUGAAUGGAUGUGUUAUCAUAAAAAAAGACGGCUUUGAAUGCGUGAAUUUCUCUAUAGAAAAAGAAUUCUACAGAUACAAAAGAGUGUUACUUGAGAUCUUUCUGAAGGAGCUUGAAGUAAAGCAGAAUGAUGAGAAAGAUGCAAAGGAAUCCAAUUCAUCGGCAUCCAUAAACGAGAGUUCCGAUGGCUCUUGGGAUAUGGCCGGACCGUUGGGGAAACCGGUAGGGUUUUCCGCUUUUAGAGGAAAUGCUUUGAAUUCAGAUAAAUAUAUUGAAGACUCAGAGAUAGAUUUCCAUGGAAACUUCACAGAUCCUAGAAUAGUAAUAUUUGAUGAUGCAGUAGUCUACAAGCUUAAAGACCCCCAACUCUCUUCCAAUUCAGAACAAAAGAUCUCGGAUGUCUCCAAGACAUACGAUCGUGGAAAUAGCUGUUGCUGGAUACGUAGGAUAGAAGAACUAUUUACAAAGUGGUUUUUUUCGGUAGACAUCAGGCUUUCUCUGCUCUUGACAAGACGAAAGUGUUUUCUUGAGGAAAAAAAGACUAAAGACUUCAGGAAAUUCAUAGUCUCAUUUCUGAUGCAAGUGUAUUUGGCAAUAAUUUUGAAGUUCAAGGGAUCCAUAUUCAAUGAUACAACCAUAUUCUCGAUGCUUAGUACUUUUCUAAACCCACUGGAAGUAUCUAAAAGAUGGGAAACUUCUGUCGAAGAUCUUAUCAAAAGAAUACUUUCAACGCCUAUCUCUACCAUGGUGCGAUGCUUUGUAGAUUUUCCUGGUGUCUGUUUUUCACUUAUGGGGUCUACAUUCAGAAAUACCGGUAAGUUUAUUGGGCAGAUAAGAUCAUAUAAUUGGGAUCUGGUGGAUUACAAAAUAAUAUCAACAGGAGUGUAUUUUCUGGUUUUUACAAGAGGAGGAACCAUGGUUAACGAGGAAAGAUUCCAGAACUAUAGCCGUAGAAAUAGAAUUUACUCGCCAGGAACAUACUUCUUUCAUAUAUUUAUUUAUUUAUUUCUCAAGGCAUGGAUUCCGGUCCUCCUGAUUUCAUAUAUUCUUAAUUUCAAUUUUGUCCCUGUUUUUCUCGUAACAGCCACUUUUACCUGUGCUCUUUUGAAUUUGGUCUUAAACUUAAAGCUCAAAUACAUGCUCAUGUGCAUAGCUCUUGCAUUCAACUUACUGUAUCCUCUUGAUGGAGAGCACUUUCAAAAAAGCUUUUUUCUUAGAUCUUCCGAGUCGUUUAAUCUUCUGGUUGCAUGCAGGCAAUUCCCAUUGGCAUCGUCUCCAAGAGAAAAGCUGAUACUUUUGGGCUGUUUACUACGAGGAUUUCUGUUUAUAUAUUUCUUCUUCUGCUACAUAUUUGCCAAAAUCAAUACUUAA